AUUCCACUGUGGUCAUUAGUUACAUAAUUUAAGGAGACCCUUUUUAAAGCCAUUAUUCGAUUGAAGCUUAAUAUAAAUUCAUAGGAGUUUUUGCCAAUUUUGUCCUCCUCAGCUGGAGAUUUUGUAUAGUUACGGAUACCCCGAACGCAGGAAUGCAGAGUGAUGUCUUAUCCACACUAUCCACGACCACCUGUAAAUGUUACCCCAUACCCUUCCAGUUUGUCUGUGAACACAAACCUUGGACAGACUACAGCAACCCCUCCCCUCACCAUAAUUCCUAGUGGAACAACUGUAUUAGCUUAUUAUCAAGACUAUGCAUGGUAUUUUGGAGUUGUACAGAGUUACAAUCUUACCCGUAGCGGAUCUCUUAUCUAUCAGGUCCUCUUUCGAUCUGGUGAAAUACGUUCUGUUGCAUCUAGUCAGGUACUCAGUCAGCAGUCUAAUAAUCAGAACAUUGAAAUUGGUAGCAGAGUAGUUGUGCAACAUCCUACCAAAUCCAUGUACAUAUCUUCACUGGUUGCUGAACUUCCAUCAGUGGAAAAUGUUUUUAGGUAUCUAUUAUUUCUUGAUGAUGGAUCAGCCUGUUACAAGACCAAAGAUAAGCUGUGGGUUAUCAAUCUAAAUGAGAACCCUAUUUUGAUGUUGCCACCUCCAUACAAGUCUUUCAUUCAGCGUUAUUUCACCAUGACUGGAUCAACAGUGAAACUUAUAAAUUUGAAUCCGAAUGAUUCAGUGAACUUUACCAAUUUUGAUAAUACGAAUUUACAGUUUUCUGGCAAAAUUGUAGAGGUGGAUUGUAGCAUUGCUCUCAUAAGGUACAGUAUACCAAGUGGUGGUCUUGCAGAAGAGUGGAUUCACAGAGGAUCAACUCGAAUCUUGUCAUAUGGGCAUAAUCAGUAUUACUCCACAGCUGGUGAUAUACCAAAGCACAAUGGAGCAGCUAAACAGAUGCAAAAUCAGCCCUAGCAAUAAUUUUGAUACUGAUCAGACUCAAGAUCAGCAAAUGUUUAUCAAAUCUCCUUUGAAAGGAAAACCCUAUAUGGUUCCUCCAAGUCUUGAUCCUUUCAUGUUUUCUGAAGAUGAGAGCGCUAUGCCAUCUGUAUCAAAAUCAGCUAAAUACAACACUGUUAAUUCAUGGCCAGUUUCCAAUAAUACAUCCAGUCGCAACACGACCUACGGAAAUCAGAUGUUCUCUCCCAAGCAUGGUGCUGUAGCUCCCCAGCCACAAUCACCUAUACUCAUUUUGGAUGAAAGUCCCUCCAAGGAUCCUCCUCCCUAUUCAAGCCCAAAGCCUCCAGUUCCCAGUUUCCCAAGCAGUGCUAGUAGCAACCAAUCCCCAUCUAAACCUUAUAAUGAGAAUUUCAUGUCCCCUUCAUCGGUAUCACUGUCCCCGCAUGCUUACAAACCAGCUUCAGUAUUUUCUUGGUCUGCCUCUGAGGAGUCAGGGACAAGACGUCGCCUCGAUUUGAGUCCAAAAUUGAACCUUGACCAUGACGUUGAGUUUGAUUUUGCUGAUACAAUACUCAACACACCUGUAAGUUCUGCUGUUAGUCCACCAACUUUCACAGCUCCAUCACCUGACGAAAUUCCUUUCGAAGAAACUGUUGUUCAGACUAUGAUCAAGAAAGAAGACGUGGUUAAAAUUGAUGAUGACGACAAUUUACCACCACUUGUCAUUGAAAAUGAAAGCAGCAAUGAUAAGGUUUUGCUCCUAGAUGCCACUCAGAUUCAAGUCAAGGACAGCUUCAAAAGUGAAAGCACGACACGAAAUGUUCCAAUGAUUCUGCAUCAAGAAGCUUGUCUUGAUAAUUUUACUGCUACAUCAACUAUGGAGACAUCAACCCAAAAUGGUAACGUAAUUGAAGUUCACGUUCACAGCAGCAAUAAUGGUGAGGCUUUUAUUUCACUAACACCAGCAGUUGAAGUAGUUACAAUGGAAACAGAAACUCCAGAGGAACUAGUGAUAGAGCCCGUGAAGAAAGGAGUAAGAGAAUCCCUUAAAAUUGAGAUCAAAGUAGAAGAAGAAUCUUCCAGUCCUAUAAAUGCUACUAAAUCCAGGAAAAGAAGAAUCGUUACUCCUACCAAGUCUCCUAAAAUAGCUAUUCCUAAAGUGAAGAUUAAUCUGAAAGCUAUCAGCGAGUCGUCAAAGGAUUUAGCUGCCCAGAAGUGUGUCAAAAGAGCUAGAAAACAACAAUCUAAGGAUGUCAAUAAAGAUACUAAGCAGGCUAUUGCUGAUAAGAAGAAGAAAAUGGCUAAAAUGGUUGAGAUGAACAUGAAGUCACUCCUUAUGAUCAAAAAGGACCCCAUCAAAAUAAAUUCGGAAGCCAAAAUUGCACGCUGGUGUGCUCCUUGGUCUUGCAGGACAUCUGGGAAUAGAUACCAUCCAAAGCUAAAUCGAGACUAUUACACAGAAUUUGGCGAAAUUUUACAAAAAGUUGGAAUGUUAAAAACUGACGAAGAUCUUGAGGAGGGAGAACUAGAUGAUUCAGACGGAGAGGAGUCAAAUGACAAAAAGUCCCCCAUUUUGCUUCCAUCAUUUCAAAGUCCUCACACCUGCUCAUUUCUUUGCAACAGAUUUUCCAGUGGUACAACAUCUGCUGAAUCACCUUUCAGCUAUCCCAUUCAGUUUGGCUGGGAGCGAAUAAACAAAAAUAAUAAAAUAACCUACAUCUCUCCCUGUGGUAUAGUUUGUAUGGAUAAAGGUGAUGUGUUAAAUCAUUUAUUAGCCACCAAAUGCACCAGCUUAUACUCCUCUAACUUCUGUUUUCUCCCCGAAAUUUCGUUGGAUUUAUCCACCUCCAAACCAGAAUUUGAACCCCUGUAUUCAGAUAAUGAUCUAUCUAAUGGGCUAGAAUCAGCCUCAGUAUCAUUUAUAAGUAACAUUGGACCAAUAAUCAAAUACAGUUUUCAUUAUGUCAUUGAUCUGAUCCAUGAUUCUUCCCUAAAUCAAUUUGACAAGGAUUUGAUAUCCUGUACUUGUGAGGGAGUUUGUAUCAGUUCUUGUCCCUGUAAAGCCAUGUCAGGCGAUAGAUCUGAGUGCAACAGUCACUGUUCUUGUUCGAUUGGAUGUGCUAACCGAGUGGUACAAAGGGGACUCCAACAACUACUUCAAAUAAUUCAAGAUGACACAUCAUUUAGGGUCAAAGCUCUUCACGACAUUCCAAAGAACACUUUCAUUUGUGCAGUGACUGGAGUGGUAAAGAAGUUGGUUCCUGAAAAUGAAAACUUCCUCUUCCCUCUGAGUCACGCUUCUUACACAGAUGAUUUAGAAGAAACUUCCGCAGCCGAGGAGGUUGCUACCAAAGCAGAAAACCGAAAGUCGAACUCUAGUGGCACGUUUUAUCACGACGACCCAAACCUCAUCAUGUCCACAGACUUGGAAUCUAUGAAUAGGAUCUUGCAUCGUAACUUAUCGAAGUCUGUUCAGCAAAAUCCAUAUUGGGUGAGAGCAGCAUCGAAGUAUGGGCGCCUAGAGAACUUAGCAGACCCGGAACUAAUGUCUACAUAUCCCUCCCUUAUGAUGGGGCGACGGGAACCUCCUCAGCGACCAAAAAGAUUGUCAUCAACUUCAAAAGAUCAGUGUUCUAUUGAGACUAAGAAGGCAGAAAUAUACUUAGAUUGUACAGAGUAUGGAAAUGUUGGAAGAUUCUUUCCCAUUGGGGACAAUUUUAAUACAGAAAUUCAGCCUAUUGUAAUAGAUAGUUCUUCAAUACCUUGGUUAGCUAUUUACUCAACAUCGAAUAUAACAAAGGAUAGUUCACUCGUUCUGAAGCCAUUCAAAAGGUAGCAGUGAUUAGAAAUGUUAUAUUCGGAGCUUCAUCCGGGUUGUUAAACUUACAAUUAAACGUUUACUUUACAAGGUGCCAUCAGACAUAUUCAGAGAUUUCAUGUUAGAAUUUCAUAAUACAUUGAAUACCAUUUGCAUUUACCUUAUGAAUUUCUAUUAACACAUUUUAGCUGCAUUUGCCUUUUCUCGGCUCAUCGCCGCGCCUUCAGUACUCUAGAUACAAACCAAAUUGUAAUAUUAAUAUAUCAUUCGCUGUUUUUGAUAUUAAUUUGAAACUCGAUAAACUGGGAAAAAAUGUGAGUUACUUUUGAUCGGGUUCCGUCCUAAUUUCUUAAUUCCUAGCAUUCAACCCUGAACUAUCCGGAUGCUCUUGCUUUCUGUCUAGGUUAGGUUUAUCGCGUAAGUAUUGUGAUGAUUUAAUUAUUUAAUGAUCAAGUGUGUGCUUCAUAAACAUAUUAUUAAGGGGGUCACUCUGUAAUUGUUGUGAACAUUUAAUUUUAGAUAGCAGUUGACUAAUUAACUAGGACGCCAAACACUCUUUCGAAGGUCUAAAAUUGGAAAUUCUCCCCUUACAAAGUUACAAUAAGUACAUUACGAAUCUAAACUCAUUUAAAAAAAGUGGAAGUAUUGAAAGAUGGUGGAUAGAGAGUAUGUUUGUUAGACCAAUCUUCCAUAUAAUGUUAGUCUUAGAAGUGUUGAUAUUUGACUAAAAUUUUUGGGCUACAAAGAAUAUUUUUAAUGCGAACAUACGAGAGCAGAACCUACAAGGAGGACUCCAAAAAGCUUAGUUUGGAGCAUAUUAUGGUGAAUUUGCUUAAUUGGGCUAAAAUGCAUAUGGCAGCCGCACAACACCAGUGGGUGUUUGGGGCCUGCAAUCCUCAUAAGUUCUUUCAUAGGCCCCAGUCAGUUUGUCAACUGCUAUUUCAAAAUUUGGAUUGAAAAAUUUCGAGGUGAAUCCCCUAUAUAAUGUUAUGAAUUUUAAAUCACGGAAUUUUCAUUUCAUAUUAUACAAAUAUUAUGUAAAAUUAUUUUUAUUUGAGUUUUCAGUUUAAUGACCAACAUUA
Bolinopsis microptera is the source of this 4851-nucleotide messenger RNA. RefSeq lists its product as uncharacterized. The record is from RefSeq and is a predicted model, not a curated record. The coding region runs from base 884 to 3787 and encodes 967 amino acids. The transcript is spliced from 2 exons. NCBI's taxonomy places the organism in Eukaryota, Metazoa, Ctenophora, Tentaculata, Lobata, Bolinopsidae.